AUGAGGAGGUGGUUUGGCCAGCUGGCGCUCCUACCCACCUCUCACCCUAAGUCACAGAAGGCCGGGCGGUCAGCCCUGUCCUCAUCUCCUUUUCCAAAGCCCGUGCCACCUCGAGCUGCUCUUCGGCGACUGAUCAGGGAGAGUCACCUCGCUGCCCCAGUAGUGGGGCGCACGUGGCGCAAAGCCGCUCUGCUCUGCCCCCCGAGCGAUGCCGGGACGGCGCCCCCCGGUCCGCGAGGGGCUCUCACUUCCCCUCCCCAACGGCCGCGGGUGCAGGUGGCUGCCGGGCCGGCGGCGGGGCGGGCCGUGUGGACACGCCCUCGCGGCGAGUCCCGGCGACCCGGCAGGAGGAAGCGCCACAGCGGCGGCCGGGGCUGCUCCGAGCUGGGCGCCCGUAGCUUCGUGGAGCUGGGCGGCCGGGACUGCGCGGAGCUGCGCGCCCAGGGCUGCGCGGAGCUCGGCGGCCGGGACUGCGCGGAGCUGGGCGACCGGGACUUUUCAGGGAUGCUUAGGGUAUGCGACAUCCUCAUUGUCUACAGCCCCGAUGCCGAGGACUGGUGUCACUACCUCCAGGAGCUCUUCCUGUCCAGUCGGCAGGUCCGCACCCAGAAGAUGCUGACUCACAGAUUAGGCCCGGGGGUCUCCUUCUCGGCCGAGGACUUGAGCCUCUUCCUCAGCACCCGGUGCAUCAUGGUGCUGCUGUCUGGAGAGCUGGUGCAGCACUUCUACCAGCCGUCCAUGCUGCCCCUGCUGCAGCGAGCCUUUCACCCUCCGCAGCGCAUGGUGAGGCUGCUGUGUGGGGUGCAGGACAGCGAGGAGUUCCUCCGCUUCUUCCCCGACUGGGCCCACUGGCAGGAGCUCACCUGUGACGAUGAACCUGAGAUUUACGUGGCGGCCGUGAAGAAGGCUGUUUCUGAAGAUUCUGGCUGUGAUUCAGUUACUGACACAGAGACUGAGGACGAGAAGGUCCCUCCCUGCCCGAAGCAGCACAACCUGCCACUGGAGAAUUCACCUGGGAACCUGAUGGUGGUGCAGCCAGACCGUAUCCGCUGUGGGGCAGAAACCACGGUCUACAUUAUUGUGAAAUGCAAGUUGGAUGAGAGAGUGACACCGGAAGUGGAGUUUUCUCCUGAAGAUUCCCACUCAAUCCGGGUGGAAGCCAAGCUGGAGAAUGAGUACACCGUUGCUGUGAAGGCCCCCAACCUUUCGUCGGGAAAUGUUUCUCUGAAGGUAUAUUGCAGAGACUUGGUGUGUGAAACCACCAUCAGUUAUUACACUGACAUGGAAGAAAUUGGCAAUUUAUUGUCCAGUGCCUCGAACCCUGUGGAAUUCAUGUGCCAAGCCUUCAAAAUUGUGCCCUACAACACAGAAACCCUGGACAAACUGCUAACAGAGUCCCUAAAGAACAACAUCCCUGCCAGUGGACUGCAUCUGUUUGGAAUCAGCCAGUUGGAAGAAGAAGAUAUGAUGACAAAUCAGAGAGAUGAGGAGCUGCCCACCUUGUUGCAUUUUGCUGCAAAAUAUGGCCUGAAGAACCUUACUGCCUUAUUGCUCACCUGCCCAGGAGCCCUUCAGGCAUACAGUGUGGCCAACAAGCAUGGCCACUACCCCAACACCAUUGCUGAGAAACAUGGCUUCAGGGACCUGCGGCAGUUCAUCGACGAAUACGUGGAAACUGUAGACAUGUUGAAAAGUCACAUAAAGGAGGAACUGAUGCAGGGGGAGGAGGAGGCUGAUGCCGUGUAUGAGUCCAUGGCCCACCUCUCCACAGACCUGCUCAUGAAAUGCUCCCUGAACCCCGGCUGUGAUGAGGAACUCUAUGAGUCCAUGGCUGCCUUCGCCCCGGCUACCUCUGAGGACCUGUAUGUUGAAAUGCUUCAGGCCAGUACAUCUAGCUCAAUCUCUGGAGACAGUUUCUCUCGGGCCACCAAGGACUCUAUGAUCCGCAAGUUCUUAGAAGGCAACACUGUAGGAAUGGCUGGUUUGCAAAGGGAGCUGUGCCAUCUUGGUGAGAAUGAAGACGUUUAUCACACGGUAGUUGAUGAUGACUCCUUUUCUGUGGAUGUGGCCAACAGACCUCCUGUUCCAGUGCCCAGGCCAGAGGCUAGUCCCCCUGGUGCUCACCAGCGGCCUGACAGUGAGCCGUACAUUUCUAAAGUUUUUGCAGAAAAAAGUCAAGAGCGACCUGGGAAUCUCUACAUUUCCUCAGAAAGUAUCAGGAAAGAGCCUGCCGUCAGACCGUGGAGGGACAGGCCUCAGUCAAGUGUAUACGACCCUUUUGCUGGGAUGAAAACACCAGGCCAGCGACAGCUUAUUACCCUUCAGGAGCAGGUAAAGCUGGGCAUUGUCAACGUGGACGAGGCCGUGCUCCACUUCAAAGAGUGGCAGCUCAACCAGAAGAAGCGCUCCGAAUCCUUUCGUUUCCAGCAGGAAAAUCUUAAACGACUAAGAGAGAGCAUCACCAGGAGACAGAGAGAGAAGCAAAAAUGCGGAAAACAGACAGACUUGGAGAUCACAGUCCCAAUUCGGCAUUCACAGAACCUGCCUGGGAAAGUGGAGUACGGAGUAUAUGAGAGUGGUCCCAGGAAGAGCGUCUUCCCGCCCAGGACGGAGCUCAGGCGAGGAGACUGGAAAACAGAGAGUACCUCCAGCACAGCAAGCAGCGCCAGUAACCGCUCCAGCACUCGGAGUCUCCUCAGCGUGAGCAGCGGAAUGGAGGGUGACAAUGAGGAUAACGAAGUCCCUGAGGUUACAAGAAGUCGGAGUCCAGGCCCCCUGCAAGUAGACGGAACCCCCCCAGUGCACCUUGAAAGGCCCCCCAGGGUGCCUCCUCGAGCUGCUUCCCAGAGGCCUCCGGCUAGGGAUACCUUCCCUCCUCCUCCACCUGUUCCACCAAGAGGUCGUUGA
Molecule: messenger RNA, 2907 nt
Organism: Elephantulus edwardii (Cape elephant shrew)
Lineage: Eukaryota; Metazoa; Chordata; Mammalia; Macroscelidea; Macroscelididae
Gene: PIK3AP1
Product: phosphoinositide-3-kinase adaptor protein 1
Exons: 17
Coding region: 1-2907 (968 amino acids)
Biological process (GO): signal transduction
Cellular component (GO): cytosol
Molecular function (GO): signaling receptor binding; phosphatidylinositol 3-kinase regulatory subunit binding
Source: RefSeq, a predicted model, not a curated record